AUGAGGGCUUUUGAAACUAUGUUCCAGGCAUGCUGUGAGCAGAUAACGAUCUUGAUGCCUCCAGAAGACGCAGAGAAUGCAUCUUCUAUUGAAGCUCUGUGCACGAAGCUGACCUCGGUGGCCAUAGUAAACCACGUGACAACAGGCGUUCUGGACUUCGAGCAGAUCGUCUCUGUAGACAUGGCCUGGUGGGUGUACGGCGUUUACUAUGCGCUGAUAUUGUCGCUCACCACGCUGCUGAACGUCUUCAGUAUCCACAUUUUCCUGCACAUCUCCAUGAGAUCGCCCACCACCUAUCUGCUAGCAGCGAUCACAGUUCUGGAUCUAUUAACUUGCCUGGUUCAGGCUCCGUUGAACAUCCACGCCUACCUCCUGGAGAGGUACCGAGAGUUACCGUCGUACAUCUGGUGCGAGAUCUACAAUUACGUUCACAAUUUUCUACCUGCUGCCUUACAUAGCGCUGCCUUUCUGCUCAACAUGUUCCUGUCGGUGCAGAGAUGUGCGGGAAUUCGGGACAUCAAACAGUUGCGGGUUGUCGGCACUUACAAAGCUUCUCUUUUGGCUACCGUCUUGUGUGUACUAUUCUCCUUCUCCAUUCAUGCCUUGUAUCCUGCAACUAUCGGCAUUGAAAGCGUCACAGCCAUCAGUAAGAAGGUUGUCUCCAGCAGAGGGCUUGACUACAUCCAGAGCUGCCGAGUUGUGCCUCGAUUCAAAGACACCUACAUCGCUUUAUACUCUUCCUACCUGUGGCUGCGGGUGUCUCUCCUGCAGGUAACUCCAGCCCUGAUCAUCACAGUCUGCAACAUCACCCUCAUCCAAGCCUCGUACAAGACGUACGCCUACAGAAAACGACUCGUUGGAGCUCUGGGCAUCUUUACGGAGUCGAACGCCAGCUCUCUCGCCACCGAUGACACGUUUCUGACGAGCGAAAGGUCGUGUAGUAAGACAGCCACGUCCGAAAGAGCCGUGGAAAUAGGUUUAAGUAUAGCACCGCAUAAGAAUGAGGAAAUCGCUCAGAUAAUUUACACCAGACAUUCAAUGUCUGAGACUUUGGGGCAGUCUAGAGGCAGUCGCAGAUCUGCAGACGGCCAAGCAAACAGUUGCUUCAGAGAGCGUCGAUCUGUCAGCGAAGGCAUCUGUGAGAAUGCAGCCAUCAAUAAACGAGGCUCAAAUAAACGAUUCUCAACAGGCAACAUCAAUUCCUUUUCUAGAAAUGGUAAAGUAGCUCCGUUGACAUCAUUUAGCGGGAUUUUAGAAGAGGUUUCAUUGGACAGUACCGCCCAUGUCGGCUGCAGGGCACAGAACAGGCACUUCAGUAUCUGUGCAAUGCCAAGGGCAGUUAAAUCUCUGUCUAUUGAUACAACCAAUUUACUUUAUGGGUGUCACGAUCCGGGAGUUGAGAGACGCACAGACGGGAUCUUGCAGCAACGCUGUAAGAGCUCCAAUCUUUUUGCUGCCUCCCGCGAUUCUGUUCAAAUGUACAAAGAAAGCGAAAAAAUAUAUUUCGAAAACACCCGUAGAAUAAGUGUUGUACCAGAGAAAACUGUACAUACGCUAGAGGUAAUGAGAGCAUCGUUCUCACACUUCAGACCAGCUGAAAGCAGCUAUGUCCGUGACAACCUGCAAGACGACAGGCUUCUUCAUCAGCCGAAAGCGAGCUUUAGCUGCAGAUCGGACAUUUCAUUCGUAGCCAACACCUUACGGCCUUCCUCCAGCACCAUCUGCCGGAACAGUAACCACUCAAGUGUUCCCAGCAUUGCCCACUCUUACAUUAACAAUAGGUUCAAACCUCUCCUCUCCACCCAACACAGUAUCACCAGUAUCAGCGCAGAAGUUCGCUCCACCAUUAUGCUCAUUCUUGUGACCAGCUGCACUCUCAUAGCAGAAGUGUUUGUGGUUAUUUUGUUAAUCCUGCUGUUCUUGAGCAACUUUGUCUGGCCCAGUGGAGACUUGAUCAGCCACUCGGACUUGUCAACAGCAAUCAUGUUUUCAAAUGCCCUUGUCAGCCUGACCUUCCCAUUGAAUUUUGUUUUCUUCUGCGGUCUCAGUCAAGCGUUUCGGUCAGCGCUGACAUCGAGGCUACAGGCACUGAUUGGCAGACGUUCUCAAAAUUCAGACCAAACCUGA
Molecule: messenger RNA, 2127 nt
Organism: Candidula unifasciata
Lineage: Eukaryota; Metazoa; Mollusca; Gastropoda; Stylommatophora; Geomitridae
Source: the annotation of a GenBank genome assembly